Molecule: messenger RNA, 1892 nt
Organism: Erythranthe guttata (spotted monkey flower)
Lineage: Eukaryota; Viridiplantae; Streptophyta; Magnoliopsida; Lamiales; Phrymaceae
Source: RefSeq, a predicted model, not a curated record
UUUGUGUAGAAAAAAAAAAAGGAAAUGAAAAAAAAGUCGUCUUGUUUCGAAGAGAAAGAUGGGAACCUUAACAACAUAGUCUUUGUCUUUUGCUUCUUUAGCAUUCAAUUCUCUCAUUUCUAUCCUCUCCCCUCAAUUCCCUACCGACUGAACCCCCUCUCUCUCUCUCUUCACUUUCUCUCUCUAUCUUUUGUAUGUAUGUAUUGAUUAUAUAUAUAUAUAUGGUGAUAUGAUAUUUAAUUUUAUUUUUAAAAAAAUAAAGUGAGGAAAAAUAUGCAGAAAGCAGUUCGAGGGGUGCAUUAAAUGGCACUAGUACUACUAUAUGGGUUUUGCCAACAAUAAUUCAUACACAUCAGAUCACCAAGAAAUUCAAGAACGAAGCUUCUUGAUUUAAUUUUUCAUGGAUUCCAAUAAAGGCAGCAUCGGUAACAAAGAAUUGUCGUCGCAACAAAAUCAAAUUCAUCAUCAUAAUAAUAAUAAUAAUAAUAAUAAUAAUCAGAUUUCGUUCGGGACUAUGAUGCACUUGUCUUCGUCAUCGUCUUCAUCCGCCAUUAAUCCCGGAACCUUCAACAUAAGCAACGACGGAGGGGCGUACGACUUGGGGGAGCUGGAUCAAGCUCUUUUUCUGUAUCUUGAUGGUCAAGAUCAUCAUCACUCAGCUCAAGAACAUCGACAAAAUUCAGGGAUGAGACCACACACACUGAACAUUUUCCCAUCACAGCCCAUGCAUGUAGAGCCAUGUGCAACAACAUCAUCAAAGCGUGCAAGUGGGAGUGGAUUGGUUUCGUCUCCGGCUAGCAGUGGAUCGAAGAGAUCAUCCGAGCCGUCGAUGGAGCUAUCUAACUCUAAUAACCCUAGAAAAGAUGUUGCUUCUGCUCCUCAACAAACCAAAGCAGUUAAGCGUGAGGGAAACCGAAAAGGGCCUACGUCAAGUUCGGAGCAUGAAGGACCGAAAACACCGGACCCGAAAACUUUGAGGAGGCUUGCUCAGAAUAGAGAGGCAGCUAGGAAAAGCAGGCUGAGGAAAAAGGCUUAUGUUCAGCAAUUAGAGUCAAGUAGGGUGAGGCUUACUCAAUUGGAGCAAGAAUUACAAAGAGCAAGAUCCCAGGGGUUUUAUUUAGGAGGAAAUGCUAUUUUACCAGGAGAACAAGGAGGCCUUAAUCCAGCUGCUAUGGGGAACAUGAGUGCAGAUGCCGCCAUGUUUGAUUUAGAGUACGCCAGGUGGCAGGAGGAGCACCACCGCCUAAUGGUGGAGCUCCGGAACGCUGUCCACGAACACCUACCGGAAAACGAGCUCCGUAUCUUCGUGGACAACUGCUUAGGCCACUACGACCAAGUGAUGAAUCUCAAGAGCAUUAUCGCGAAAUCCGACGUGUUCCACCUCUUCUCCGGCAGUUGGAAAACCCCCGCGGAGCGUUGCUUCAUGUGGAUGGGUGGUUUCCGGCCAUCCGAGCUCAUCAAGAUAAUAUUGAGCCAAAUAGAGCCAUUGACAGAGCAGCAAUUGAUGGGAAUAUGCGGGCUGCAACAGUCGACGCACGAAGCGGAAGAAGCGUUAUCGCAAGGGCUCGAAGCACUAAACAGUUCGCUCUCGGAAACGAUAACUUCGGAUUCACUCACAAUUACACCUAACAUGAACAACUACAUGUCUCAAAUGGCUCUUGCCAUUAACCAACUCUCCACCCUCGAAGGCUUCGUUCGACAGGUACAUAAUACUUACGUUUUUUCGAACGAAAUUCUGACGACCCGUCAAGCGGCAAGGUGUUUUCUGGCGAUCGCCGAGUACUUCCACCGCCUCCGCGCACUCAGCUCCCUCUGGCUGGCACGGCCACGCCAAGAAUGAGGGGUAGAAAGGGAAAGAGAAAAAAAACACUAGCCAACGCCUUCACAUAUAA